UGUGCAAUCAAAAUUCAUGCAAUUCGAUUUUGAUGUGUUUAAAUAAUAUCCAAAUUUAUGUUUACUCGUGCGUUGCUAGUAAAAUACAAACACGUCAAAACAUCGUUGUGUGGCAGUGACAAUAUAUAGUGACUGUUUAAAUCAAAGCGCAUUAGCGCAGUCAAGCACUCGUUUAAUAUAAGUUCCAAUCAUCGAGAGAUUGUGAUUUUUUUAGGAUGUUACUAGAAAAAUUGGACGAUUUUUGCGGCGGAGAAAAGUUCUGGAAUCAAACUCUCACCUGGGAUACCGAUACACCAGAUUUUACAGAAUGCUUCCAGAAAACAGCAUUAAUUUGGCUACCAUGUGCCUUUCUCUGGCUGUUUACGCCAUUAGAAAUAUUUUAUAUGAAAAAUAGCAUUAAUCGUAAUAUUCCGUACGGUUUUGCAAAUGUUUGCAAAUUAUUGUUAACUGGUGCGCUGAUAAUUCUAUCAAUCAUUGAUUUAGUGAUUGUUGUAGUCAAUGGCGAGAAACAAAAAUUGGCACCGGUCGACUAUUAUACGCCAGCAAUUAAGAUUGCUACAUUUACAUUGUCGGCAGUAUUGUUGGAAGGAAAUCGACGUUUUGGUCUUCGAACAUCUGGUCUUCAAUUUUUGUUUUGGGCAUUCUUGUUGAUAUGCGGAUUGCCAAUGUUACGGACACAAAUCACACAUCGGCACGCACGUCAAGCUAAUCCUGAUCAUGAUGUAGACCCUCUUGCGGAAUACAAUUUCACCAGUUACCUCAUAUUUUAUAUAUUCUCAUUGGGCAUUUGGAUCUUAAAUUGCUAUGCAGAUCGAGCACCGCUUAAAACAAAAUAUCCAAAGUCCGAUAAACCAUAUCCAGAACAAGGUGCCAGUUUUCUAUCUCGACUUUUGUACACAUGGUUCGAUCCAUUGGCUUGGCAAGGCUAUCGACGACCACUCGAACAAAAAGACCUGUGGGACAUGAACCCAGAAGAUUCGUCCAAAGAAAUUAUGCCAAUAUUUUUAAAAUAUUGGGAUCGUGCGGUUGCCAAGGCUUCCGGCUACAAUGUAAGAGCCGCUUUCACUGGAAAUGCAUCAUACACUAAAUCUCGAACGUCAGCCAGCGUUACCAUCAAUCCCGAACAAAGAAAGAAAAAACAAGCAUCAAUUUUACCGCCAAUUUGUAAAGCAUUCGGCCCGACAUUUUUGUUCGGGGCCAUUUUAAAGUUGGUUAAUGAUCUUUUAACAUUCGUUAGUCCACAACUACUUCGAGCAAUUAUCAAUUUUGUUGACGACUCAAACUACAAUCCAGUCGAACAAAAUACAACAUUGGAUUCCACAACAGAGUCUAUGCUAGGCAUAGAAUCAAGAUUGAAUGGAUCAAAACAACAAGAUCCAAUGUGGCGUGGUAUUUUAUAUGCAGUACUUUUAUUCAUUGUGGCCAGCACACAAACUCUAUUCUUGUCACAAUACUUUCAACGUAUGUUUUUGGUUGGUCUACGUAUUCGUACGGCUCUUGUUGGUGCAAUCUAUAAGAAAGCAUUGUGCUUGUCGAACAAAGCUAGAAAAGAAAGCACUGUGGGUGAAAUUGUGAAUUUAAUGGCUGUCGAUGCGCAAAGAUUUAUGGAUUUAACCACAUACAUCAAUAUGAUUUGGUCGGCUCCAUUACAAAUUGCUCUCGCCUUAUAUUUCUUAUGGGAUUUGCUUGGGCCAUCUGUGCUGGCGGGUUUGGCUGUUAUGAUCAUAUUGAUUCCGGUGAACGGUGUGAUUGCCAAUAAAAUUAAGACCCUUCAAAUUCGUCAAAUGAAAAACAAGGACGAACGUGUUAAAUUGAUGAAUGAAAUUCUCAGCGGAAUUAAAGUGUUGAAGUUGUAUGCGUGGGAGACGAGCUUCGAAGAACAAGUGCAAAAGAUUCGUGAAAGAGAAAUUAAAGUAUUGAAGGAUGCAGCAUAUUUAAAUGCCGGGACGAGUUUUAUCUGGUCUUGCGCACCGUUUCUGGUUGCCCUAAUUUCUUUCACUUGUUUCGUUCUAAUUGAUGAUAAAAAUGUGUUGGAUGCGAAAACUGCUUUUGUUUCUCUAUCCCUAUUCAACAUUUUACGAUUUCCGCUUUCCAUGUUACCGAUGCUAAUCACCAACAUGGUUCAAACAAGUGUAUCUGUGAAUCGAAUCAACAAAUUCAUGAAUAGCGAAGAAUUGGAUCCACAAAAUGUAAUACACGAUCCAUCGAAUGAAGCACCACUCUCAAUUGAAAAUGGAACAUUUACAUGGGGCGAAGAAGAAUCAGUUCUCAAGAAUAUCAAUUUGCAAGUUAAAAAGAAUAAUUUGGUUGCGGUUGUCGGUUCAGUUGGUUCAGGGAAAUCGUCAAUUAUAUCGGCAUUUUUGGGUGAAAUGGACAAAUUAUCGGGACGCGUCAAUACGGCCGGAACAAUUGCCUACGUUUCACAACAGGCUUGGAUUCAAAAUGCCACACUUCAGGAUAAUAUUUUGUUCGGAAAGCCGAUGGAUCGUAAACGUUACAAUCAAGUUAUUGCAGCUUGCGCAUUGAAACCAGAUCUUGAAAUGUUACCUGGCGGCGAUGCCACAGAAAUCGGUGAAAAGGGAAUCAAUUUAAGUGGUGGUCAAAAGCAACGUGUAUCUCUUGCCCGUGCUGUAUAUAAUGAUGCAGAUAAUUACUUCUUGGACGAUCCAUUGAGUGCAGUCGAUGCUCAUGUAGGGAAACAUAUAUUCGAAAAUGUAAUUGGACCGUCUGGUAUUUUGGCAUCAAAAAGUCGAUUGCUUGUGACUCACGGUAUUACGUAUUUGCCAAACGUGGAUAAUAUUUAUGUUGUGAAAAAUGGUGAAAUAAGUGAAUCGGGGACAUUAAAGGAAUUGAUCAAUAAAAAAGGUGAUUUCGCUGACUUUUUGAUUCAACAUUUACAAGAGGUGAACGAGGAGGAAGAGAAUUUGGAUGAGAUAAAAGAACAAUUGGAAAACACAUUAGGCACAAAUCCAGAUAUCGAACUCCGCGGAAAACUUGAAAGAGCUAUUAGCCGAUCACGAAGCGAAAGUCGUUCAGAAACCGGAUCAUUGAAUGGCUAUAUAUCUGCUGAAAGUACAAUUUCAAAUGAAGAUGGUGUACGUAAGCGAUCUGUAAAUAAACGUGACUCUGAUAGUGAUCUAAAGGCAAAUAAAGCAGAUGAAAAUGGUCAAAAACUGAUUGAACAAGAAAAAUCGGAAGUUGGAAGCGUCAAAUGGGAUGUUUACAAGCAUUAUUUGAAAAGUAUUGGUGUUUCGUUAACCAUUUUAACGGUACUUUUGAACUUAAUCUAUCAAGGAUUUGCAAUUGGUUCAAGUAUGUGGCUUUCAAAAUGGUCAAACGAUAAACAGGCUGCUAAUGACACUGACAAAAGAAACUUAUAUUUGGGUGUGUACGCUGCCUUUGGAUUGGGACAAGUUCUGCUCAGUUUCGCCACGUCGUUGAUAGUAGCGCUAGGUUUUAUUUAUUCAGCAAAAGCAAUGCAGGAAAGUCUGUUGACAAAUGUACUGCGUUGGCCGAUGCAGUUGUUCGACACGACGCCACUGGGGCGCGUGAUAAAUAGAUUUUCAAAAGACGUGGACACGGUCGAUAACAUCCUUCCACAAACUAUUAGAAGUUGGAUUAUGAUGUUUUUCGCGGUGUUGUCAACGCUUGUCGUGAUCAGUGUGUCAACAUACUGGUUCAUGGCAGUUAUAUUCCCAAUUGGUAUUGUUUACUAUUUCGUACAACGAUUUUAUGUAUCCACAUCGCGUCAAUUGAAACGUCUUGAGUCGGUAUCAAGAUCACCAAUUUAUUCACAUUUCGGCGAAUCAAUUCAAGGUGCACCAACUAUUCGAGCUUAUAGCGUUCAACAAAGAUUUAUUUCGGAUUCGGAUAAUAAAGUAGACUUUAAUCAAGUAUGCUAUGCGCCUUCGGUCAUUGCAAAUCGUUGGUUGGCUGUUCGCUUGGAAAUGGUUGGCAAUUUGAUUAUAUUCUUUGCUGCAUUGUUUGCCGUCUUGAGCCGUAAUACCAUCGAUCCUGGGACCGUAGGACUUUCUGUUUCAUAUGCAUUGCAAAUUACGCAAACAUUGAAUUGGUUGGUGCGUAUGACAAGCGAAGUCGAAACAAAUAUUGUCGCCGUUGAACGUAUCAAAGAAUAUGCAGAAACAGAACAAGAAGCAGCAUGGGAGAAUCCAAAUGCAGUUGUACCCAAAAACUGGCCAGAAUACGGAAACGUUCAAUUUAAAAAUUUCGAAGUUCGUUAUCGUGAAGGACUUGAUCUUGUUUUACGCGGUUUAACAUUCACUAUAAAUGGAACCGAAAAAGUGGGCAUCGUCGGCCGUACAGGCGCUGGAAAGUCAAGCUUAACAUUGGCCUUAUUCAGAAUUAUCGAAUCAGCUGGCGGUUCGAUAGUUAUCGAUGGCGAAGAUAUAUCCAAACUCGGUUUGCAUACGUUGCGAUCAAGAUUGACAAUCAUACCACAAGAUCCGGUUUUAUUCAGCGGAUCGCUUCGCUUAAAUCUCGAUCCAUUCGGCCAAAAAAGUGACGAAGAAGUGUGGCGAGCAUUGGAAUUGGCUCAUUUGAAAGCAUUCGUAAAGGGAUUGACAGCCGGUUUGAAUCACGAAGUAACGGAAGGUGGUGAAAAUCUCUCAGUUGGUCAACGUCAGUUAGUGUGUUUAGCUCGUGCCUUAUUACGAAAAACAAAAGUGCUGAUAUUAGACGAAGCAACUGCAGCUGUAGACCUGGAGACCGAUGAUCUCAUUCAAAAAACCAUUCGUAGUGAGUUCAAUGACUGCACUAUAUUAACUAUUGCGCAUCGUUUGAAUACGAUUAUCGAUGCUGAUAAAAUCAUUGUAUUGGACAAGGGUCAUGUUGCUGAAUUCGACUCACCAGACAAACUGUUGGCCAAUAAGAAAUCAGCAUUUUACAGUAUGGCAAAGGAUGCGGGACUUGUAUAAGUUCACUGCUAAAAAUUCAGAAAUCACAACCACGACAAAUCCAGUUAAAUACAUAGGAUUUAAGAAUCUUCAUCAAGCAAUUAACAUAUUGUAAAGUACAGAUGUAGUUUUAAUGUUAAUUUAGUUUUUUUUUUUUGCAAUCAAUUGUGAAUCGAGAUACUUAUGCGCCUUACUUACUCACAUUAUACAGAGAUUUUGGAAUGAACUCUUAGCCAUUCAAUUCUUUUUGCUUGUUCAUUUCUCUUUACAACUUAUGAUAAGAGUUGAAAAGAGGAUCCGUACUUACUUUUUUUCGAUAAUCUUAAGAGAGAUAUUUUAUUUUGUGUAUUUCGAGGUUGUUUUGUUUGAAAUUCGUUUCAAAACUUAUGACAUUGUUAAAGAGACAAAUCUCAAGAAGAUAUUAUUUGCAUACAAUUUAUACUGAACAGAUUCAAUCAUCCGUUUGUAAUUCAAUCACAAAUUUUGUACUUAUAGUUAUAAAAUGAGCGAACAAAUACUUAAAAUAAAUUCGUUAUUUGAUGUACAAAAAAGUGCACAUUAUAA
Contarinia nasturtii (swede midge) is the source of this 5477-nucleotide messenger RNA. RefSeq names its product multidrug resistance-associated protein 1 (gene MRP). NCBI's taxonomy places the organism in Eukaryota, Metazoa, Arthropoda, Insecta, Diptera, Cecidomyiidae. Gene Ontology annotation, biological process: transmembrane transport. Gene Ontology annotation, molecular function: ATP hydrolysis activity; ATP binding; ABC-type transporter activity. Gene Ontology annotation, cellular component: membrane. The coding region runs from base 216 to 4934 and encodes 1572 amino acids. The transcript has 18 exons. The record is from RefSeq and is a predicted model, not a curated record.